AUGACAGUCUCAGGAUACGGUACACCUUACCUUAUGUCUGCUGCUGCUAUUGCGGCGUCACCCGCUUCGGCGGGCUGCACCAGAGUUAGUCUACAGACCGCUGGCUCCAUGGCCGCGAUACGCUUACCGCAGGGGGCUCUCGUGCCGUCCAGGCUGGGACCUUCUAGCGCGUUUUCAACUUCGUCUCGCUUCCCAUCAUGCAAUCGAAAGUCGUCAUCUUUUAAGCCUCGCUCCAUUCUACAGGCCGUAGCGACCCACGCGCAAUCGCAGGCGAGCGUCGCAACGGUCGUCGACCAAUCACGCAACAGCAGCGACGACGGCAAUGUCAGCGACGGGAGUUCCGGCGAGUCGGAGUUGGAGGCGCGGCGGAAGCAGUGGGAGGCGGAGCGGAUGCGGCUGAUCAAAGACGCGACGGCGGCGGCAGUGUCCUCGUACGAGGAGCGCAUUGCGCGGAUCGAGGUGGAUCAGACGGCUGAGAUUGCGACGAUGCGACGGGUGGCGGAGAUCGAAGGGCAGGUCAUGCGACGGCAAUCGCAGGAAAUGUCGGGAUUGCGGGAGGAAAUCGAGGCGCUCACAAACGAGUUGGUUCUGACGAAAGAGGUCACUGAGCACGUGAUGAAGCAGCGGAGCCGCCGCGAGGAGGAACUAGCGGAGAUUAAGGCGCAGAUCGCGGCGCAGUCUAAGAAAGUCCAGGAGGAAAAGGCGCUCUACGCGGGCGCGCGGAAGGCGCUAGCGGCGGAGUGGGGGAAGGUGCGCGAGACGAGUUCUGAGUUGGAGCGGAGGCGGGGGGAGGUGGAGGAGGAGAGGCGGAAGCUGAAGGCGGAAAUUGCGCGCGUGGAGGCGGAGGAGGGGGAGGCGGAGGAGGAGAGGCGCGCGGAGGAGUGGGCGCGGCUGCAGGGGGAUGUGACUAGAGCGGAGGAGCUACAAAGGAGGGAGCAGGAGGAGCAGGGGGAAGGGGAGGGGUGGGAGGCGCGAGGGUACCAGGCAGCGGAAGCAGCUGGAUCAGAGACUGCUGUUUGGCUUUCUGCUGCUUUGGAGGGGAUGAAGACUGAGAGGGAGCAGCACCAGCCAGAGGUGGCCACAGCCAUUGCCACAGCAGCAGAGCUCUCAGGUCGAGUCGCCUCCUUCGAGUCUUCCUUACUGGAGACCCGCCGAGCCAUAGAAACCACCAGAGCCUCUCUCUUCCAGGCCAAACUCCGGGCAGAAGUAAAAUCCGCAGUUGUGCGGGAGCUUCGCUCGCAGCUGGAGAAGGUGGAGCAGGAACGGGAAUCGGUCGACGUGGAAAGUUUUCGGGAGCUGACCGCACAGUUGGUUGAUGCGAGGAGGAUUUUGGAAGAGGAGGAUCGGCAGCAGAAGGAAAUGGCGGCUUUGCUUCGGAGAAUGACGGAGGAGAUUCCAGGUUUGGAAAUGCAGCUGGCUGAGGUUCGGGAGGCUCUGGCAGAGGAGAGGAAGGCUCGGGAGCAAGAGGUUGGGAAGCUACGAGAGUCAGUGGCGGUGGCUCGGGCCGAUGCUGCAGAGGCUCGGGUCAGAUUGGUGCGGGCCGAGGCUCCUCUAGUUGCAGCUUUGGAGGAGGUUCGGAGACGGCACAAGGAGGAGGUUCGGGAAUUGGAGGCUAGAUUGGAGAAACUUGUGGUUCGGGAGAUAGGGGCGAGACGGCUACAGGUUCUUCAAGAACAGGUUGAUGGCUACAUCACUCAGAUCAAGAAGGUUGAUCAAGCUAUAGAGCGUGUUGCUUCAAGUCGUCGUCGCGAUUUCCGUCAGUUCCAGCUCGUCUGUUCGCCGCACGACAUGGGCGCCAGAGCAGACCUAGAUUGCAUCGGAAACUCAGGCGCCGACGGAGUUUCGGGCUUCGAGCGUCGCACACAACCCACCGCCAUGGCCAUGGCUCGCGCAGAACCAGCUCCACGAGUGAUGUUCACAAAAGACGCGAGCAGCACUCCCGCUUUCGCCGCACUUGACAUCGACUCGCUCUCUUUCACCGACAAGCCACGUGUCCUCCACGUAUUCGCCACAAUCCUCAACCGCAUCAUCGCCAGCAACGAAUCCAUCUCCACCGCUAAUCUCGCCCCUGACAGCGCCGGAAACUGCGGUGCGAACUGCGCAGAGGACCACGCGUCGCAGCUGACCGUUUUCGACGGACUACGAGCUCCUGGGAUCAGUAUUGACAAGUAUUUCGACCGGAUCUUUAAAUACGCCCGGUGCAGCCCGUCGUGCUAUGUGAUGGCCUACAUUUACAUCGAUCGGAUUAUGCAACGGAAAGACGCCAUGCUUAUAACGACGCUCAACGUCCACCGGCUGCUUAUAGCGAGUGUUCUUGUAGCAGCCAAGUUCAUGGACGACGCGUAUUAUAACAACGCGUAUUAUGCGAAAGUCGGGGGGAUCUCAAUAGAGGAGAUGAACCGUUUAGAGCUGGAGUUUCUGUUCCGGCUCAACUUUCAGCUGAAUGUGACUGAAACGGAGUUCUCGUCGUACUGUAACGUGCUGCAUGAGCAGCUGCUCGCGGAGGAAUCGCCUUCAGAGGGAAUUGAAACGCCGUCCUCGCGGUCGUACGGUUUCUUCUUGCCUCAGCUCCUAGCGAACUCGGGAAACGAGGCUGAUGAUUUUGAGACGUACCGCGAAGUCUCGGACGCGUGUGCCGCAGGCUCGGGUUCAAGCGGCGAGUGGCUGCCGUUUGGAGCCGCGCGCGCGGGCUCGGAGCAGACGGAGGUUCGGGAGCCGAACGAUCAGUGGUGGUUCGGAAACACCUCUGACAGCUGUAGAGGUGUGGGUGUGGUCGGCCAAACGGUGCUGGUCGGCAACUAG
Messenger RNA from Closterium sp. Yama58-4, 2802 nucleotides. Lineage: Eukaryota; Viridiplantae; Streptophyta; Zygnematophyceae; Desmidiales; Closteriaceae. The record is from the annotation of a GenBank genome assembly.